AAGUACGGCAUGUUUUUGAGUAGUUGGUAGGGUGAAUGCCAUUUGUCGUGUGGUCGGGUGCCAUAGCAACGGCUCAUGGAGAAACAUUGUAUAGCCCAGGCCAGUUUGACGUGCCCGAUGUUGGAUGACAGCUGCGUUCAUGCGGACAAUUUGGACAGUGGCAACUCCUGCAACAAAUUGCCGUUGUGUCUCGCCGCUGUCUCGCCCGUUCAUGAUCUGAUAUUGCUGUCAAAACGGACCAAAUCCACCAGGCUGCUAAAACAAGUAGCCACGGAUAUAUGGAGAAGCAUGAUAGUUAUUUGAAAAUUCAUAUGUUUCACUGCAGAGACGCCCAUGUCGGGCAGAGAGGAUUGUCAGGCAAGGGUCGGCGCUGGUGCGCGUCCCUUUUUUAAUCGCCAUGCCCUGGUGAGACUGGCGCGUCUCCCGGCUGCACCAGCGCCUGUUGCUCCCCAUGCGCGGCCAAUGCGAGGAUAUUAAUUUUCCCUGCGAUGUGUUGUCUCCGCCCCCUCUGCUCGCUCCACAUUCGCCUCUGUCCACUGUUGUCAUCCAUUUCAGCAAAAGGUGUAGCAGUGUACAUCUGGGUCUUCUCACUCUUUCUUUCCUCAACAUCAUGUUCAACAGGAAGUUAAAUAAAGCAUCACCUGCGCUGAUCACAUAAAAUCAACAUAUUAUAUGUCUGAAGACGUUGUAACUCGGCACCUCCAGUGUAGUCUACACCUCACUUUGUUGUCGACUGUGGAAUAAUAGUGUUCUGUGUAUCCUACAGUAAAUGUUACCUAUGGCACGGACACACGGGGAUGGACAAAAUAAAAGGAAUAAUCAACAAUUUAAUAAACUACAGCACUUAAAUAUAAACUAUAAUGUUAAUCUCAAUAAAAUAAAAUAAAAUUCUACGUUUUGUGAAGCUAAUAAUGUAUAUUGAUAUAUGUAUGCAUAUUAAUAAUAUAAAUGAUCUGAAAACUGCACAAUUGAUUAUUCAAAUAAACAUAUGCACCUUGGUGAGGGUAAUGCAUUAUACAAAGCUUUCUAACUUGGAUUUUUUAAAACCUGUAUAUAGUAUAAUAUUGUAUUAACUUCAUGUCAUGUUUAUGUCAUGUCAUUUUAUUGUUUUAGCAUAUACUGAAUUUUGUUGAGAUUACAUCAAAGCUUCAAACCAAAGGUGGAGUUUGUGGUGGUGUUGCACCCAAUUGCUUUUUAGUGUAAAGUGUUCCAGCUAUUUUGUCCACCCCCUGUUUUAGCUCCUCCUUCAGCACUUUUGGCCAUGGGCUCUCUAUAAAUGUGGGGCCUCUCACAUUCAUUUGUUGGCCACAGUGCAGAAGAGUCUACAUGAUACAGAAAUAACAGGGCAGAACCUAAAUCAACUCGAUUAGUUUAUUACAGUGAACUUAUUCUUAGACACUUUGAGCCGAAAGCAUAUAGCUGUCAGUUUCCAAGCCUUAUUCUUCUGCCAACAAACAGCUGCUAAGUAUAUUCCAUAUGGUGAGUAUCGAUGGUGUUACAGGCCAUUUUCAUAUAACUAAGAUUUGGAAAAUGGAAAGCGUCGUUUUAAGAGAUGAUUAUGAAUGGGAAAAAUAAUAUUUACCAUCUGUUUUUAAAUCAUAUUUCCGUAGGAAUCUGGUGAAAGAAUGAAUGCUGAUGACUGCAAUGGGCGCUCAUACGCACAAGGUAAUGGAGGAGAGUCAUCAACGGAGCAGGAUUUUUAUGGCACGCUGCAGGGCCCUACAGCAAGAUCUCCAAACAGUCAGCAGUCCUCACCGCACCGCUCCCUUAGUGCAAACUCCAUCAAGGUUGAGCUGUGCAGUGAUGAUGAGUCACCAGGUGCUCCACAGCCAGAGAACAGAGAGGCUGUGAGGGACGAUAGCAGGAGGGAUGACAGAGGGGAACCCAUGGAAGAAGGGAGCGCAGAGUUCGCUGGAGCUGGAAGAGAUAGAGGGAGCAUUUACAGUGAGAUGGCCAGUCCAAACUCUGCUUCACCAGGACCUAUCCGCCUCCCUAACGGGAAGCUCCAGUGUGAGGUUUGUGGAAUGAUCUGCAUUGGGCCCAACGUGCUGAUGGUGCACAAGCGUAGCCACACAGGUGAGCGGCCGUUCCAGUGUAACCAGUGUGGGGCUUCCUUCACCCAGAAGGGGAACUUGCUGCGUCACAUCAAGUUGCAUUCGGGAGAGAAACCUUUCAAAUGUCCCACUUGCAACUACGCCUGUCGCCGGAGAGAUGCCCUGGCUGGACAUCUGCGCACACAUACAGUCUCUUCUCCAACGGUGGGCAAACCUUUUAAGUGCAGCUACUGCAGUCGCAGCUACAAACAACAGAGCACACUGGAGGAACAUCUAGAGCGCUGCCAUAGUUAUCUGAAGAGCCUGGACCACCAGACAGCAGUCAACACACAGACAGCACAGGGUGAAGAGUCAGUAAAUAUGGAGAUAAUUACUAAACCUGCGCUCCAGCCAUCCAAUGAAAAAAUCCAGUUUGCGGAUAGACUGGCUAUUAGUAUCACCAAACGCAAGAGGACGACACCACAGAAGUUUUUGGGUGAAAAGCACAUGCACCUUGACCUACCUGAAGCACCUUAUGAAUUGUCUUCUGGCUCUGAGAAGGAGGGGGACCUCAUGAGCUCUCAGCCUUCUGGGGACUCCACUGGGCUGGCUGGUUCACGGCUCCACGGUGCUAGGGGUAAAAAUGAGAACCAUGAAUCGUCUACACUGUCUCAGCUUCAUCCUGCCUUCCUAUCAGUUAUGAGCUCCAUCAACAGCAACGUGACUCCUCAGGGCCCCCGAGCCCAUGGGGGAGGUGGGCUGGCGGCGAUGUCUCUUGGGCUGGCUGGGAGGGAAGCGGGCGAGGGCCGUGUUGACCAACCCUCAGCCCAUAGCCAUACCACCUCGCCCAAUGGCUGUCCCGACUCUACAGACACAGAGAGCACAGCAGAGGAGCAGAGCACAAGGGCUACAGCCCCAACAAGUACCUCCAACAAUCAUCACCUCCACUACCAAACCCCAGCACUGCCCCGCAGCCAUCCAACUUCCAGCCCCAGCCAGGCCAAAGACUUGGACCCAGAGUGGGAGAGAGCGUGUCCUGUGCCCCCCACCACAGUAAAGAGAAGCUCUAGCUCACCCAUUUCUUCCAGGGAGACCGUGCAGGUAUUAGACAGGGAUGGCAGGCCUGUGCGCUCCUUCUACUGCCGGCACUGCCGCAUCAUAUUCCUGGACCAUGUCAUGUUCACCAUCCACAUGGGCUGUCACGGCUUCCGCCAAUCGUUCGAGUGCAACAUCUGUGGCCACCUCAGCCAGGACCGCUACGAGUUCUCGUCUCACAUCAGCCGUGGAGAGCACCAGGUGGGCUGAGGAGAGGGUCUCGUGGCUGGAUGAGGAUAGGAGGUGACUGCUGCUCUCUAAAGUUGUGGGCUCACGUUUGUUCUGCACCAGAUCAGUUGCUUUAAAUCCCUAGUGUAAGUAAAAAAGAUUUGUGGUUUUAUUGUGAGAAUAUUUAUGAACCUAAAGCAGUCGCAAGUGAAGAAUCUUUUCACCUCACCAUUUAAAAUUUAGUGGAGGCAAAUUACAUUCUAUGAUUGAUUGCACUCCCAUAUUAAGUCAUCUGGCAAAACUACUGGUUUUGCUUCAAAAGUGCCUUCUUGGGGGAUUUCCUCUUAACUCAAAAAACUGGAGGGCAGGGGAAACGGGACGGGACUGGUGCUCAAAAAUUUUAACUAGCCAUCUUUUCCUAAGUGAUAUAGUUAGCACUUUUGAGAGGUCAUGCACACAGGCAUUUAAGAAAAGCAUGGCAUGUACAUUUAAAGAAUUAUAUUUGGUAUGCUUAGUAUGCACUAAGACCUUUGUUUAUCUGGUUGAGGAGGGUAUUCUGUGUAGGGUGUCAGGGAAGCUUCAUAUGCACUGAGAGCUUUGUGCCUCUGGGUUUGGGAGGAGCUUUUGUCACAAACGAAGCACAGAAAUGGAUUGCCUUAACUCCUACAGUAGUAUGCCGCUGUAGGAAUACAUAUUGUUUACAGCAUGGUUAAACAGUGUGUGAAGUCACCUCAGAAGAGAGAAUAUUUACAGCUGCACAGUGAGCAGACUAUCAGGACAAAGCAAAAUCAUGAAGGAAGUGAACUUAAAAAACAUUCACCUGAGGGUGAAAGAGGCAUUCAGGGCUCAGAUGUAAAAUAGGUUUUUGGAUGUUAAAGUGAGCCUUAGAAAACUGGUGCAGAUCAGACCAUGAGCCAUGUAGUGUACAGCAAGAGCCUGACUGAGAUGGCCCAGGGUGCUAUGCCUAUACAGGAUUGCACUUUUAGGUUCCCUGCUUAUAUAUGAACAUCUUUGCCGACGCACUUGACGGCUUUACGAUUUCUUUUCCUGUGAUUGUUCUACUGCACUGAUAAAUCGCAUAAUACUCACAAUAACUGAUCCUCUAAUUUGCAACACCAGUGAAUUUUUAACGGAGCCGGCCUUCUACAGAUUCCCACAGCAUUGCACUGGUUCUGUGGUCUACAUUCAAGUUUGCUGCAAUGUGUGACAAAGAUUUUAAUAUCAGUUCAACUAAAAUUGUUUUUUUGUGGUUUUGCUCUCAGCAGGUGAGGCUGAGAUUUUAAACAAUUUCCAUAAUGUAAGUGAAUUAACAAAUGAAUUAUUUAAAGAUUAAUUAACAAAUCAGUUUGGAUCUGUUCAGUUAUCACUUGUGAUUAUCUAUUUAGUGUUGUUUGUUUCAGCCUUGGUGUAUUUAAUCAGCUAUAUUCCAAAUCUUAUCCAGCAUAUUCCUCAAGUCCAUGAAAUGUUACCUCCUGCUUCUUUAUAGCACCCAAAUACCUUAUUGCUACAGUAUGGUGAGUUAUCUGAUAAUGUUAAUAUUGGGAACAUGAAUGAGACCAAACUCAGUAUUCUUACUUGUUAUCGUGGGUUUGCUGCUUCAUAGUUUAACUUGAUUUCCUUUAAUCGCAGGCAAAAAUGUACUUGAAACUGUUUGAGAAAAAAAAAGUAAUCUAAAAAUGCACUUGGUUUGAUAAGUAGAGAAAUGUGUGUGAAUGGAAUAUAGCAUGUGUGCUUGUCAUUUUCUGCUUUUACCUGAAUUGUGAGUUAUUUUUGAAAUGUGAAGUAAUUUGAAGAAGUGAAAAUGAGGCAUGGGUUUUUGUCUCCUUGUGUGGACCUUUCAAUGUUAUAAAAUAUUUUGUGAAUGAUGUAACAUGACAAAACACUUUACCUCAAAGUUAAAGAUGUACAACUGCCUCAUUAUUUCAAAAAGUCAUGUUGCUUUCCAAGAUGUUCUUGCAGUUACAAAUGCGUGCCCCUCGAUAUUCUCAAAACUUUUUACUGUCAAUAAAGUUACGUUUAUUGUAAAAGUGAUGGCAUCCACAUAUUUCUGCUUUUUAGCCACUGAAAAUACAUUAGCAGUUUUACACUGUGUAAAAAUAACUGUAACAAUGUGGCUAGAGAUGAGAAAUAAUUUAUUUAACAAAGACAAAAAUCCUAAAAUUCUACAUCAUCAGGUUUUGCAGGUAAAAACUCCCUACAGAUAUAGUUUAGACAAUAUUCCUUUAACUGUGCUUUAUAAACUGCAUUUAAAAGAACAAUUUAUAGUUGAGUAGAAAAUAUUGGAACACCAUUUUAUCAGAUUUUGAAUUUGUACAGCUAUGUCUGUCCAUCCAUGUUAGAUUUUAGGAUGUAAAGAAUUGACAUUCAGGAUCUGUGUACCUGCUUGUAAUCUGGGAAAUUUAGUUUCUUAUUUGGAGAAAGGUCUGUUUCGUAUAUUACAUUACUACCUGCUUCACUAAAAACAUUCAUAAAAAUAAAAUAAGUGGAGCAAAUAUUCAAUU
Messenger RNA from Seriola aureovittata, 5797 nucleotides. RefSeq names its product IKAROS family zinc finger 4 (gene ikzf4). Gene Ontology annotation, molecular function: RNA polymerase II cis-regulatory region sequence-specific DNA binding; DNA-binding transcription factor activity. The record is from RefSeq and is a predicted model, not a curated record. Gene Ontology annotation, biological process: regulation of transcription by RNA polymerase II. The transcript is spliced from 7 exons. The coding region runs from base 1626 to 3338 and encodes 570 amino acids. Lineage: Eukaryota; Metazoa; Chordata; Actinopteri; Carangiformes; Carangidae.